Molecule: messenger RNA, 5457 nt
Organism: Amoebophrya sp. A120
Lineage: Eukaryota; Dinophyceae; Syndiniales; Amoebophryaceae
Source: the annotation of a GenBank genome assembly
AGCAAUAGAAUUGUCAAGAAAUAAACCAAUUCAAUGCGAAAAAGCAACUCCCCGCCUCAUCAGCGGGAACCAGUCACCACCGGACAGGGAGUUUUGCGCCGUUCGUAGCCGGCCCUGUUAGAGAAUACAGCGCAGUAAUAACGUCGCACUACGUUGUAAAACUUUUCACGUGCUUGGUGCAUUCGUCCAGUAUUUCGUAUUUGCAAAAAAACGAAGUAUGGAGAAACUGAAAUCGGAAGACCAGCUGCUGGACUACAUUCAGACACGGCAGUCGGAGUAUCGUACGAAAAAAUCCCCUCUCCCCAUUUUGAAAACGUAUCCGUCUGAAAAUUUGUGAUGCGCAUUUGGGGCCUCAAAUCCUGUCUGGCUUGCAAGAAGGCAAGACCACGGAGCGCCCCACAUUUUGCAGGCGGUUUGUGAUGCUGUUGGGCUUAGAGCAUACACGUUCGCCAUGCUAGGCGCCUACGUCAAAACCUCUCGGCUGCGGCUUGGCGUAUGCCUACAGUCCUCCACUGCAAGACAAAUCUGCCCUGUGUGCGGAAAUCCAGCAUCAGAGACUUCGUUUCGAUAUGGGGAGGGGGGAUUUUUCCUUUUGAUACGGAGGUCGACGCCACCAAGCAAACGGAGACCACGAGACAUUCCGAAUGGACUGGCUCGUAUUUUUCUUUUGAAAAUUUUUUUACACGACAGUAGUACUGAAAAAUUUUAUUUUUCGACGACGACGUCCAAGCGCGUCGGCCUUAAAUCGUCCGCAUAGGUAGUGGUAUCUACUUCGCUUUUGUUUAUCUGUCGAGGUACGGUGUCGGCACGCGAACGAGCGCCACUUCGACGGGGCGGAACGGCACAGUGACGACCCUGUCCAGCGGCAAGCGUCCCCACCUUGGACUCCCCUUGAGCCAGGUCGAGCGCCACGAUGCAAUCAGCUGCCACGCCACGGGAAAGCGAAAUUGCUGCGCGCCGGACGACCUCAUUCGCAUCUACGUCAAGUUCCCGCUCAGUGGGGACCGUAUUUUCAUCAUUUUGCCCAACCGUUUUGCCUGUGUUUCUUGCGGUGUUUGCGUAUAGUUGAGAUUUCUUUCGCAACCGUUCUUUAUUCGGUUGAAAUUGCGUCGCCUCCAAUGAAUUGUCGGACAUAAAACGCCACAACAGGUCUGGCAUUUUGGGUCCACCGCGAGCUCAUGAUUGGAGGUGCGCUUCCCGCCAAUGCCCAGCGCAACCGGUUCACUGAGAUUUUUGGAGAGCGGGAAGAAGAGAAUGCGGAGAACAAAACAGGUAGGCUAGUAGAAUGAAUGUCGAAUAAAUCACCUCUGCUUGUUGACAAUUUUUUCUUGAUCACGACGACACAAAGUUGUGUGAGCAAAUCAGCCAGAAAGAAAAACCAUUUAUUUCCAAACAGACACGGCCGCCGAACAAGACUAUCUGAUGCAGCUGAUGCAGCAGGAUAGUUUAAAGCUGCGCAUACAAGAGCUGACGGGAAUACCUGUCAAAGACCAGAAGUUGUGGUACAACAAAAUUCCGAUCACAAAUCCCAUCGCGUCGCUGCGGAGGGCUGGUAUACUCAUAGGAGUGGUUUCACUUUCACUCCAACAAAAGAAUGUUGCUACUUAAGAAAUUUUGUCUUGCCACACUUCGUUGCGAAGAACCCAGGGUAAGGUUUAUCUUUAUUUGCAGGCGACAUUUUUUAAUUAUCGCAGCACACUUUUUUGUUCACAAACCAGGCAUCGGGCACGGCUCGGAGCUGAUGAUCCGUUGCAAAACGCGGGUUGCCCGAAGGUCGAUGAAUUCCGUCGACGGUACGCGGCAGCAGCUGGUGGAAGAUGUCGGUGAGAGCAUCGCGAGCUCCCACGCCCACCGGGACAAAAUUGGGAAGGGGCCAGAGGUUGGCUACCGCUGGUACAACCAGUCCGGCGAGCACGAAACGCGACGAAAGUCGCUUCAAGUCGAGGCGGAGAAACCCUAUGUGGACCGCAUCAGCAACACGUCAGACAAAAGUACUGCUUGCGCUUUUUCAUUUUGGCACGUUCAAAGCGUUUGCUAGCUUCGGCAUUUCUUGCCGCAGAGUGAUCCAUCUUAUCUUUGCCAAGAUGAUAUUAAGAUAUCGAAAGACCAAGAACGCAGGAGUUCUGCGUCGUGCGCGCGCGGAGAAUAUUACAGGCAAUUCGCGCAGAUAUUUCAUCCACAAGAGUUUUAAUAUAAUCCCGCUUUUCUACCUACCGACCUGAACCUGCAGGUCAAGCCCGGAAGAGCGCGGAGAGCCACAAACGGGAUUCCUACGGUUCCGCAGCCGCCUCGGAUACGGCCAGCAGUGUAGGCGGUGGUGCCGGCGGCGGGAGUAGUGCUGGCGGACCGGCCGUGGAAACGAACCGCGUUAUCACAAAAGACUACGAUAUCGACAUGAAUUUACUGCACAAGCGCGUCUCCCAACUGCCGAAGUCGGACGCGGUCUUCACGAAUCGCAGCUCCGUCUCGAAUGCCUCCUCCUCCAUAUCCUGAGUAAAAAUGUCCCCACACCAUAGUUAAGUUGGGAUCUCUGCAACACAGAUCCUGGAGGUUUGGACGCCACGCAUGACAAGUUGCAGCCCGUAGUGUAGUGCAGGUUAGCAGGGACAGCCGCAUCACAAAUCGAGAUGCGUAUCCUGUUUACAGCAUUACAAACUCCAAAACACGACUGGAAAUGCCCAUCAUAGGGAUGCGCAUCACAAAUGUUCUUGUCAUCGCAAAUCUGCACGACUGGAAAUGCCCAUCAUAGGGAUGCGCAUCACAAAUUUCGUGCGGGGGGAGACCAAUGUGGUCUCCCCCCCCCCGCUGUGACUAUUAAAAAACACACCAGGGAACUUUUUUUCCAGCAGAGGCUGGUCGUGGGUUGUGGGGAUGAGAAAUAGAAACAAUAUGCUAGCACGAUUUGAAGUCAAGCGUAAGCUCUUUAAGAUUUCCGCUUCGCUUUAUUUCAGUUUUUCAGCACAGACUAGCAACUAGAUACAGACUAACAGACACUAAGUUUAGAAGAAAACACUAUGAAAAGCGAAGAUCUGCCUGCUAGCGCGGACAUACGACACGCACGCGGGGGAGGAGGGGGAAAACGCAAGCGAAGCGAGAACAAGACGCGCAGUGCAAUGUGCUGGAGCAGAGGACAAGAGCAGAUAGUAAGAAUAUCAAAACAAGAUGAAAAGUGCACGCAUACACGCGCACUGCUUAACUGUGUGAAAGGUGUCGGCCCUGUUUGACCUGCUGCGGCAGGCAGGUGAAUUCGUAGAGCUGCUUCACAUGUUAAGUAACGCACACCGGCCUCCUAGUUUUAGUGAUGAAUUUAUAUGCGUCAACAGAGCGGGGCCCAAUCAAAAAAAUAAAAUCUGCAUGACAACUCUGGGGUGGGGAUGUUUUUACAUAGGAUACUCCAGACCGUCUGACCGCGCGUCCCGUCUGGGCCAGUCCCAGUACCUCGGGCGGAACAUAUCAAAUGUAAAAGUGUCUGGGUCUGGAAGAAUGCAACUUGUCAUGCUAAAUCUGAAGCAUGCAAAAAUCUGUGUUGCAUGAUUACCAAAAGUCGUCCAGUUUUGACCAAGUCGGGAGCGAGUUUGUCAUGCAGGAUAGGCAUGAGAGAGAUCGCACAGAAUCUGUCAUGCUAGGUCCCGCAUUCCUGGGCUCAUGGGUCAUGGAAAAGCUGCAUGACAAAUCGCGCACUUUUCCAGACCCAGACAUUUUUACAUUUGAUAGAACAGCUCCCAAUACAACCGUAGGUCGUCCGCAACAUCGUCGCAACGAGAGACGACGCAGGGAGGUAUUGGUUCUAUUUGUGUCUACUGCAGGCAUUCUUGAGGAAGUAAGGUUGUACCGCGGUUCUUGCCAUUGCGAUUCAUUUGUUGCGAAGUUCUUUCAUAUUUGAUACUGUGCAAUAAACCAUAUCAUCUAUCAGCUGACGACGCGGGCGGAGGCGACACCCAGUCGACGUUUGAGCACGUGGUCGCGCGCAUGUCGGAGCAGGACAAGAAUAUCCUGCGACAGCAAUUUCAGCACGACCUGCUCCGGAUCGAGCACAGCAGCCCGACGGAGCAGCAAAGCAACAACCCGUGCUUCGGGCGGGGGUCCUUGCAGGAGCAAACCAUCUACGAAGAGGAGGACGAGCCGGACUUCGGGCUGGAAGCGCUGGCCCGGAUAUCCGCACCGGACAACAUUCCGGCGAUGCCCGGCGAGCAGUUUUAUAAUCAUAAAAGCAUUCCCGAGGAAGACGAGGAGGAGCCCGCGGCGCCGCCCGCCGGGAUUUUCGAGCGAAUAUCCAGCUACUUCUCCCGGGGCGGUAGUAAUAGCAACAGUAACACCCCCUCCGCGCCGUCCAAUGCCGGGCCGCAGCAACCGCCCAGACGGCGGAAUUCCACGGGAAGCAACCAUUCCGGCGCGCCCUCGUCCCCCACUGGGUUGCUAGUACAACAGCUUCCGGAAAACGAGGAAUUCGCAUCGGUAACGCCGAGCAGCCCAUCCAUGCUGGCGUAUCAAGAGGACGACGCGCUGUCCCGUUACGUGCGAAACAGCGAGACAAACCUGCACAACCGGAACAGCGAUAUGAAUGUGCAGAUGAACCGCGUCUCGGGGAACGCGAAUGGUGAGAACAAGGAGGGGAACAACAAACCAAAGCUGUCCGCGCGAAGAAGCAGCGCCGCGCAGAAGCUGGUACUGGGCAAUCCAAACCUGCCGACCAGCAGCACGAGGAACUCGACCGGGUUCGGCGGGAUGAGCAUGAGCAGCAAUGGGGCCGCGCGACGCUCCUCUCAACUGUCUGGGACCAAGCCCUUCUUGAUCAUGCCCAAAAUGCACUUCAAUCCUCAGCCCAAGCUGUUUGAAGCACCUAAGAUCGUGUACGAAAGCCCGCUGUACUUCGACGACUUUUCGCUCGGGGACAAGCGCUUUCACGACGGGGGACACGGAGACGCCUUUGCGCGGGUGCGUGAAAAGGUCUUAGGCAUUCCGAUGCUUGAUCGGGCGGUGUAAAUUAGUGAGUACCCGGCUGCUCGUCUCUUCGGGUGUUGCGGUCUUGCGCCAAAAGCGCGGAUUGUUCCAGUCGUGAUCUUGCAAGGGCUGGACUUCUGACGCAUCAUCGGGAAGCAGCGGCUGGCAGCAAGAAACGUGAUUCUAUGGGCAAUUAUAUCGACGUAGGAAUACAGGUCAAUCGUAUUUUUCGCAAACUGAACUUGAACUUUGUAGCGAACUGUGAACUAUUCCGUUGAAUGAUGAUACUGUGAGCUUUCGAGUCUCUGUGAGAGUUUAUGUACAACGCGUAAACGUAUUAAAAGGUAAAUUCAUUCUGUGGCUUUGUCACGGAAGAGACAGUUGUUGAGGUACUUACUAUUGGAUGCCGUUGAGAAUACCCGGAAAACUUUGCUUUUACAGUAGCCUUGCUGCUACUGAGCAGAAGCUUUUAUUGUACGAGAAUACCGAUUUGCAAUCAUGCGGCUUCGAACGUCG